UGCAGAGAAUGAUAUGAGACAUUUGUUGGUUUAAGUUUUUACUACUACUUUAAAUUCAUUCAUACGUGUUACAUUUUUAGUUCCUUAUUUCAGCGGUGGAUUCCAAUAAUCUGAGUUACAUGUCAGACUCAACAUGUCUUGACAGACCUGGUUUAGACCUGUUUUACUACAUGUUAAAACCUGACUUAGCCGCAGUUCUGACAUGUAUUAUUUAAAGCUUCAUAUUACAUAACUUACAGUAUUUCCUUGUUUUUUCUUACACUACAUGGUCUGUAACUGAGCUUUCUUUGUUAUAAUCAAAACCUCUGUGUUGUUUUAGCCGCUUGUGCCUGUUUUACUUUCAUUACAGUGUGUGGGCUACAGUGGAGACCUCUUCAGGAAAUUUAGGUGACGACGAGGGGAAGUUCCAUCGGUAUCACGUGGGCGGAGUUUAAAGAGAGGCUGAAGAACGCCGCCUUGUCUAAAGGCUCACAGAUUACAGAGAGACAGCACGCGCAGGAGACAAGGCAGGAUCUGUGUCAGAACUGCAGUUGUUUUGAAAUCUCGGGCUGUGAAGAGGUUAAAAUGAAGUUGUUGGAGCUCGAUAACUCCAUGAGCCGCUUCCGAUUCGCCCAGGCGUGUGUGGGGCUGGCGGGCUGCCUGUGCGUCUCCUAUGCCAUUUGGACCCCGUUCUGGCUGGACGACCAGGGACUGUGGACAGAGGAAGGGAACGGCACCAAACCUGAGCUGAUGAGUAGCGGAGAUGGCACCGUGUUCGAUGCCUUAGAAGCAGAGAGGGUCUUCGCUGUGCUGUCCUUCCUGAUGGCUGUGUGCACUUCAGCCCUAUGCCUGGUGUUCGCCCUCUGCUGGACAUCACAGACAGUGCGCUCUUACUCCAACACUCGCUCUCUGCUGAUGGCAGGCCAGGCUCUGUACCCGACCACUCUGCUGCUGCUCACCAUGAUCUGCACAGGUUUCUUCUUCCUUUUCUCCUGGUCAUUGUUCACCUUCCACCAUCGAGACGAGAUCCGUGAGAACUUCUCUGCCCUGGGCUCUUCGUACUGGAUCGGGGCCCUGGGCUGGUUCCUGCUCAUGGUGGUGGAGACUGUGGUGUUUUUGGCUGAGCAGGUAGUGGUGCCGGAUAUUAUUCCUGAUCUGGAGAAAUCCGUGGAGCUGUGGCGAGCUGCGUCUCAGUUCAAAUCAGCCCCGCGUUCCUUCAGUGACAGUUAUUUCCCCAGCGCCAAGAGCAGCCUCAUCCCAAAGAGGUACAUGUCAGAUCCCUGAACGGACUCGAGUAAACAGUCUGUGUGCUGAUAAAAGUGAAGAAGUCUCCUCCACUGGAAGAAGCAGGUCGUUCUUAUCGCGGUGAGGAGCAGACUGAAGAAUGGACUCAAGAUUGGUCACAUGGGUUCUGUUGAGAGGAAACAGGCUCUACAGUGACUGGGAUUAUGAGACUGACAGCUUGUCUGAGGUCUCUGUGCAGGGGAGUUGACGCCGUGGGGGGCAAAGGGGUCUGUUAUACAGGCCCAGAAUUGGAACCUCUGACUAUUAAUUAAUGCUUCUUCGUGAUGCUUCUUGUUCCAGGCCCCCAAAUGUCUAUGGAUGAACCUGUCUUCAAGUAACACUAAUUUUUCUGGGCCUUUCUUACUGCAGGCAAAGCAGAUGGUUGUCAACAAAAGACUCUUAUAUAUUUGGACAUUUUUAUUUUGUAUUUGUCAGAAGUGAAAAACACAGGAUCACUCUGUCUGGACAGUAACACACAUUGGUGCUUUUGACAUUGACUUGUCUAUUCUACGGCAGAAAGUUGAUCUUACUCUAAUAUUCACAGCUUCUUUAUAAAUAAAAAGCAUUGAUGAAUGUCCCAUGUGUGAAUCUUAACACUGAAACUAUUAUUCUUUUAAUAAAAGGCGAGACAGAGACGCUCUGUUCAUGACACAACUCACA
Boleophthalmus pectinirostris (great blue-spotted mudskipper) is the source of this 1923-nucleotide messenger RNA. RefSeq lists its product as uncharacterized. The coding region runs from base 565 to 1263 and encodes 232 amino acids. Lineage: Eukaryota; Metazoa; Chordata; Actinopteri; Gobiiformes; Gobiidae. The record is from RefSeq and is a predicted model, not a curated record. The transcript is spliced from 4 exons.